Molecule: messenger RNA, 3998 nt
Organism: Pocillopora verrucosa
Lineage: Eukaryota; Metazoa; Cnidaria; Anthozoa; Scleractinia; Pocilloporidae
Product: inosine-5'-monophosphate dehydrogenase 1b
Biological process (GO): GTP biosynthetic process
Cellular component (GO): cytoplasm
Molecular function (GO): IMP dehydrogenase activity
Source: RefSeq, a predicted model, not a curated record
AACAAACGCUGCCAUCUUGAAUGGCAACUGCUUCUGAUCAAUGCGACAUAAAAGUCAGUAUUUAAUGUGACAUACGGCCCGUUGUUCAUUUUCAUUCAAGGGCGAUUCAACAACGCUAUGGCUGACUAUCUGAUAGCUGGCGGCACAGGUUAUGUGCCUCAAGACGGAAUGACUGCCAUGCAGUUAUUUGGUUGUGGCGAAGGUUUAACUUACAAUGACUUCAUAAUUCUUCCAGGCUUCAUUGACUUUUGUGCAGAUGAAGUGGACUUGACCUCUGCUUUGAGUAAAAAGAUCACUUUGAAAACACCACUUGUCAGCUCUCCAAUGGACACUGUCACAGAAUCGUCCAUGGCAAUAGCAAUGGCUCUGAAUGGUGGAAUUGGGAUAAUCCAUCACAAUUGUUCUACAGAAUUUCAAGCUAACGAAGUCAGGAAAGUAAAGAAGUUUGAGCAGGGUUUUAUUCUGGAUCCAUUAGUUCUCAGUCCAGAAAACUGUGUUGGUGAUGUCCUGGCAGCAAAGGCAAAGCAUGGCUUUUCUGGGAUACCCAUAACAGAAAAUGGUCAGAUGGGUGGGGUUUUGGUUGGCAUUGUUACCUCCAGAGACAUUGAUUUUGCUCAUGAACCUGACAUGUCAAGACCCAUCAAGGAGGUGAUGACUCCUCGUGAAGAGCUGGUUGUAGCUAAAGAUGGUGUGACGCUUCAAGAAGCCAAUGGCAUUUUACAAAGGAGCAAGAAAGGAAAGCUUCCUAUUGUUAAUGAAAAGGGACAGUUAGUCUCAUUGAUUGCCAGGACAGAUCUCAAGAAGAACAGGAAUUUUCCUCUUGCUUCUAAAGAUGCUAACAAACAGCUGUUAGUUGGUGCAGCCAUCGGUACUCGAGAUGAAGACAAGGAGAGGCUAGAAGCCUUGGUUCAGAGUGGGUUGGAUGUGGUUGUUAUUGAUUCCUCACAAGGAAAUUCUAUCUUCCAGCUGAAUAUGAUCAGAUAUAUAAAGGAAAAGUAUGCAGAUCUCCAAGUAGUUGGUGGUAACGUUGUGACAGCAGCUCAAGCAAAAAACCUGAUUGAUGCUGGAGUUGAUGGACUUAGGGUUGGUAUGGGAAGUGGCUCUAUCUGUAUUACACAGGAAGUCAUGGCAGUUGGCAGACCACAGGGAACUGCAGUGUUUAAAGUGGCAGAGUACGCCCGCCGGUUUGGAGUCCCUGUGAUUGCAGAUGGUGGUAUCCGAGAUGUGGGGCAUAUUUCAAAGGCUCUUAGUUUGGGAGCUUCAACAGUUAUGAUGGGAUCAUUAUUAGCUGGAACUACUGAAGCCCCAGGAGAAUACUUCUUUGCUGAUGGUGUUCGGCUCAAAAAGUACAGAGGAAUGGGUUCAUUAAGUGCCAUGGAGAAUCAGGGUGGAGCACAAAGAUAUUUCAGUGAGCAUGACAAGGUAAAAGUUGCUCAAGGAGUGUCUGGCUCUGUAGCAGACAAAGGAUCUAUUCACAGAUUUGCUCCAUAUCUUUAUACUGGGAUUCAACACAGCUGCCAGGACUUGGGAGCAAAGAGUCUUACUCAACUCAGAGCCAUGAUGUACUCUGGUGAGCUCAAAUUUGAAAAGAGGUCAACAUCAGCCCAGAUAGAAGGAGGAGUUCAUGGACUUCAUUCGUAUGAGAAGAGACUCUUCUGAACUACAAGACUCAAGCCAUGCACACAAAGAUCAUUCAAUUAACCUGUGCAACAAUCCUCAAAUGAUGCUGAUUAGAGAUUUGUAAAUAUCACAAAGAAGAAAUUAAAUUAUCGAAUUAUGUUUAAGUAGAUGAUCAUAGGUCAUUAUCAUGCACCUGAUGUUUAUUUUGGGGGAUUUCAAAAGCAGUAGUCCAUUUUUCAGUUAUGUGCUUGGUUCCUAAGUCAGUGAACAGGAGUCAGGCUAAAGGUGACCUUGUUAUUAUACAAACCUUGCUGCUUUUAAAUGCAAAUUACUUUGUCAUCAUGCUAACUAGAUACUGGUCUCUAUCACAACAAGGUGACCUUCAGCCUCACUCCAAAUCAAAGACUUGGCAACUAAGUACACAACUGUAAAAUGGCCUAUUAUGUUGUACCCAUCUGUUUUGUUCUUUUUUUGUUUUUUGCUUUUUGGAAAGCUCAGUAAAAUUCUGCCCAAUUUUUGAAGAAGAAAUUGAAAUUUUUUGCAAGGAAACAAACUGAUAUGAUAGAGAUACAUAUAUAUAUUUUUUAAUGAAUCCUCCUCUUCCAUUCAUUUGAAUACAACCUGACACAGUCUACAUAACAGCAAAUCCUUGGCAAUUUAUUACCACAAAUUCUCUAGUAUAUUCCCCAGUGACUUGACUUGACCAAGGUCUUCUGCAUCAGUGAUUGAAUAGUUGACCCAAAAGACUGCAGUUUGCAGAACAGAUUCCUGUUUUGUUCACUGACAGUAAACACAGGCAGCUUGGAAUUGUGAAAAUUCCCAUUAUGAACAUCAGCUUUGUAUGGACAGGUUAUGGUGCUAUUUAGGUUUUAAAAAACUGUUUUCCUAACCAUAAAUUAUGCUAUAACACCACUGCAGAAGAUUAUUUAACCCUUUAUUUCCAAGAUGUGAUUAACAUUUAAACUUCUCUCUUUAACAUCCCUAUAUUAUCCAGCAAACAGUUAAUGAGAAUACUUAAACUUAACAGGUAGAAGUUAUGUUGAUCUAACUCCACGCUCUUACAAAUUUACAAGGGAAUGUGUAGCAGCAAGAGGGGAGAGUUGUCAAUUAGAUCUUGGAAAUGCAAGGGUUAGGAGCUGGUCUUGGCUUGUGUAUUAUCAAUCCCAGUCAUUAUCCUUGAGAUUAUUUUUUUAAACCACAUUAGUCACUAGUACAGUCACCCCUCUCAGUUUGCUAUUUGUAUAAGAUAACUACACACAAGUUAGUAGAAAGAAGAUAUUUUUUUCUGCAAUCUCAUCAUUACUUACAAUAAAGAGAGCAAGAGAAGAUAAGCUCUGCUCAUUGAAUGCCUUCCCUUGAACAUGAGGUAGUUUGCAUAAAAGCAAAAUCUCUAAAACAUUGGCUGGACAUAUAACAAUUUCCUCCUUAGUACCCCUCCCCCCCUCCGCUACCCACCUUUUAACCUCACUGCCUAAUCCCCAGUGCCGAGCAACAUGUUCUUCCUAGUGGUAGAGAGGCAUUGGCCUUAUCUGGCUGAAAAUUUCUCGCCGAUAUUUAUUCAGCUUUUCUUAUGCGAUUAUGAAUUUACUUGUGCUUUGUCAUAGGUUACUAGAUCGUAAAUUGUUGAUAGAGAAUAUUUAUAGGUUUAUUUCAUAGAUUAUUGGAGUUGUUAGCUCAUUGCCGCCGCCGAAAUUCUUAUAUAGUUAAAACAUUAAGGUUUUUAAUUUACAUGAAAACCUUUACUUUAUUAAAUCGUACUUAAUCAUCUUAAUAUGCUACUUGUUCGUCUCGCAAGCCUAACUAUUUGCUUAAUGAUUUAUAUUGAUGUCACUGUUCCUUCCAAAGGAAUCUUUUCUUGUUUUGUCAAACAUUCUUAAUCUACCUGUCUUGUUCUCUGUGAUGGUCAAUAGGUGUCAUUUUCGUUCUAAUAAUUAUUAAAACUAUGAAAAUCGAUGUAUGAAGUAACAUUGGUACAUUUUCCGCCUCUCUCCUCUCAGUUGAUGUUUGUUAUCUUCAUGUCAGAUUCGAAGCCGUUUUUAAACAAAUGCAAUCAAGUGUUUGAUCUGCACUACAUACUCUUGUUUCAGUGUAAUCUUAGUUUUAGGCUUAAAGCUUAAGUCAAGUUUUUUUCGUUUGGCUUGAUAAGUGAUCACCACAAAUUAAAUCAUUUUAUCUUUAUUUCCGCCUUUGGAAAGUAGAGCAUGUAUUUUCUAUUCACCACGUUUUGAGAUUCUAAGUGGCAGCGGAAGUGUUUGGGAAUUAUCAUUCAUUGAGCGAAAGAUUCCCGAAUAUGUAAGCCAAUUACCGAAAAUCAGGACUCAAAUCUGAUGAAUUUCGUAAAUUUGAUUAAAUAUGUUGUAGAGGUGUUAUCAAUGAAA